AUGAACCCGUACAUACUGUAUCAGGGGGGGGGGGGGAGGGUGCCAGGGAGGUGGUCUCGGGCCCCCACUAGCCAUGGUUCUCCUCUGCCGGAACCGCGUCUCGCUGGGAGUUCUUGUCAACCUCAACUCUGCGCGGCUCUCCGGUAUCUUCUGGUUCUCAGGAGUCGGCGCUCGAACGACCCAACGGUGCGUCCGGCUCGGCCGAAGUCCAAGCGCCCUAGCCGCCCUUCUCCGCCCUGCGCCCUUGACAAGCGCCGGGGCUGGCUGAGUACUAACUCGACAACUCAGUCCUUUCAGUAG
Chondrus crispus (carragheen) is the source of this 300-nucleotide messenger RNA. RefSeq lists its product as hypothetical. The coding region runs from base 1 to 300 and encodes 99 amino acids. The transcript has a single exon. The record is from RefSeq and is a predicted model, not a curated record. Lineage: Eukaryota; Rhodophyta; Florideophyceae; Gigartinales; Gigartinaceae.